Messenger RNA from Penicillium cinerascens, 867 nucleotides. RefSeq lists its product as uncharacterized. Bases 1 to 867 code for a protein of 288 amino acids. Gene Ontology annotation, molecular function: protein dimerization activity. The transcript is spliced from 2 exons. The record is from RefSeq and is a predicted model, not a curated record. Lineage: Eukaryota; Fungi; Ascomycota; Eurotiomycetes; Eurotiales; Aspergillaceae.
AUGGCAUUCAAUCGACCGAAUACCCUUUCGACUCUCACAUUAGAGGACGAAAGAUAUCUCAACCAAGAUCUCAGCCCCCAGUCCCGUCCAAUGGAUAUGUUCAAAGGAUCCGAACUCCUGCCAGGCAACUGGACCUAUGGCUGUGCAAUCGACCUUUUCUCUCUGAACGCAACCGAUAUGGAUCCCGUCUCAUUCGACUUUGCCAGCAGCUUGACAACCGCGGACACCAAAGACCUGUUCAUGAAUCCAUUCGGAACAACAACUGCCAUCGAUGGAUUCACGAUGCCCAUUGCCGAGGACGCAGUCUCUCUGUCAUCGGACCUAGACAGCGACGAUCAGUCCUGGUCAAUAGGGAUGCGCCAAUCCAUCGACAUGGCCAUCCACGAAGAACCCAUCAACAAACCGUCCAAACCCAACACCCGCAGCUCCUCCCAACGCACCUCCUCCUCAUCGGCCUGGUCCUCCAGCCCCGAAAUCAAACCCCAAGAAUAUCUCACCCCAACACCAAAGACAACCGGUCGGAAGACCCGCAGCCUCUCCCACGACUCCAACCGCUCCUCAAGUCAAGACCCACAAAUACGCAAUGCAGCCAAACGAGCCGCUCACAACGUGAUCGAGAAGCGUUAUCGCACAAACAUGAACGCCAAAUUCCUCGCCCUGGAAAAAGCCGUUUCCCCAGCCGGAGCCGCCAAACAAUCCAGAGGCGCGGGCUCGCUUAAGAAAUCCGAAAUCCUAAGCAACGCCCUCUCAUACAUCGAAAGCAUUCAGCAAGAAAGCGCAGCCUUGAACAAGGAACUCGCUCUCUUGAAACAAAACCUCCUGCCCAGUGCAAUGUGGCGACAGAAUCAGCACCGUGCAUCAGCGUGA